AUGAUGAACGGCAAAAAGUGUUUCUCGGUUCAGUGCAGUGGUAAUACAACUACCUGUCAAGAAGUUCGUGCUGAUUCAUCGUUAAGUAUAUCAACAAUAGCAUACGUUGCUAGAUAUGUUGACUCUGAACACACACAAGGUACUGUAGCUAGGAUAUUCAGACUACAAUCAUGAAAAAAACAAUACUAGUUUAGACACCACACAGACACAAAACACAGCAAAAUGUACAUUGAGAAUAUUAAAUAACCCUCUCCCCUACUUUAAUGUUGGGAACAACCUCCAAACAUUUGGUAAUUUGUCAUGGCACAAACUCAACAAUGUGAUUUAGGGACUCAACAAUGUAAUUCAGGGGGAGUAGGGGUUUAAAAGUGCAAUAUAAGAACGAACUUCUCCAAAGGAUAUGUAAACACAAAAAAGUGCGUUCAACCAGUUGUAUGCAUGGUUGAAGUUAUAAAUUCAAAUGAAAUAAAGUACCGUACGUCUAUUUUCUACUUUGAAAUAUCUUGAAUUCAAAAGUAGUACAGUUCGAAGACACUCAAGACCUAAAUAUGUUACUGCACCAAUCUGACGCCAUCGCGUGAAAUGUAGAAAGUGAAUGUUUUUACAACUAGAUUCAAACUAUGGCAGCUUAGUGUACAAGACAACUUAGCAAAGUAAAUAUGUUCAUUAAUGAUGAAUAUGCUCUGAUGAUUAUUACUUUUCAAAAUAUUUUACAGAGCUUGAAUUAUCAACAUCUUUGAGUCAAUGUCCACGAGAAAGUUUGAAUGAGCUACAUGUUUAUAAAAAUAAAACUCUCCUUGGUGGAUUUGAGACAGGAAAUUACACGUUUCUCGGAAGAACAAAGUAAGUUCUUUUUUUAAAAAAGUUGCAGGGUUUUUAAGCAGUGUAAAAAUUUUGGCUGGUCUUUUUACGAAUUUAUUUAAUUAGAAAGUACUUUUCUCAGUAUAUACGUUCGUACAAUGACUGCAAGCACAAAUUUCUGGUGGAAUUCGAGGGAAUUUAACUACUGAUUGACUGACAGACCGACCGACCGACCGACCGACCGAUCGAUUGACCAACUGAUUGACCAUGCAACCGACCAACUGACUGGUUUGAUGGAUGAAUGAGACGGUGACUGUGGUGAAAAAUUACAACUGUUUCUUGGCAGAAGUAUGCGGCAAUGUAUUCAAAGGUGUUGCAGCCGGGGUAAAUGUGAUGUUGCUUACUCUAUCGAUGGGAACUGUUAUGCAAUUGAAUGUUUUUCCGAGAAUCUGUGUCAUGUGGACGAUGGAGUACCGGAUACAACAAGUACAGAAAUAUCCAUUCUAAAAGAUCUCAAAGAAAAACAAUCAA
Messenger RNA from Paramuricea clavata, 1332 nucleotides. Lineage: Eukaryota; Metazoa; Cnidaria; Anthozoa; Malacalcyonacea; Plexauridae. The record is from the annotation of a GenBank genome assembly.